AUGGAUAGAGACUAUCGCUGUUUUGAUUUAGCAUGCAUGCAACGAACGAACGAGUUCGACUUGACAAUCUGCAAAAACGGAGAAAUAAAGAGAACCAAAAAGAAGAAUUGUUCUUUAUAUUUCGGUGAGGAUGCCGGUUCGUUUCCUGUACACGGUUUUUCGCGCGUGUAUUCGAGUACUUCCCAGUCUUCUGAUCAAAAAAACGAGGCGCAUGCCUUUCCAGAAAGCGAAGCGAUUUUGGAUCAAAGGCCUUUUCAUCAUAAAAUGCAAAAAACUGAUUGCGAGUGGCAGCCGCACUUUCACGAUGAUGCAGGUGCAAUAGAUCAUGGUGUCCGUGCAAAUUACAACGGUGCAAACACGGCGAAUCAGCAAAAAUGUCUUACACCUGGCGGUCCACAAUCGAUUGGCAGUCGGUGCAGGUCUGCAACCGCUGAGUUCUUGGUCCAUAGUCUCAGUAACGAUAUUCGUGUUAUGAAUUUCUGUGCACAGGGCAGCAGAAUAGCCGUGACAUUUUGGAGUGUGGGAAAAGCCAUCGAUUUUUACAGGCAAUACAGUACCGUUCACAGGCUGAGGUUCGUUUCUCUGCGGAGAAAUUUCAAUUUUUUGUUCUAUGACGAUCAAAUAUGGAAGACCAUGAAACGAGCUGAACGCGAGAACAAUUUUAGAUUUAAUACGAAUGGCGACAUACAUUCCUCGUGGGCCGAAGAAUGUCCAUCCGUUCGUCAAGAAAAGUUUUCUCUUGAUUCGUACGAACAGGGACGGGCAGCUCACAGUAUAGAAAUAAACAAGGCAAAAAAUAUGUCGGUGAUGGAUUGCCAUUAUAACGGUGGAAAAGAACGAGAUUCAAGCGCAUCAGAGGUACUUUAUAGGGUUGGUAGGACGGGUAACAACGGUGAUAAGUUUUGUGACAGUGCUGAUCGUAUGUCCGUGUCCUGCGUUAGAUGUGAGGCAACAAAACCUAGUAAUGCAGCUGAAAAUGGUUUUGGUAGGUACUUCAACACCAUUCAGAACUUUUCUGCCCAUGGUGAUGGAACAAACAGCGGUUCGCAAUUCAUCGGAUCAGCAAUUCCGGCCCACCAUUUCGAAGAGCGAGUCAGGUACUUUUCUUCGCUGUACAACAAUUACACUUUGACCGACAUUAAGAAGUUCCGAUGCAUGAGCAGAAGGGACCAGCAGGCCAUUUUCAUUUCGGAGUGCAAGAAAAUCGCAGUAGGUAUGCACACCAACAUCACGGCACAGGAAAUGAUACGAGGUAUGAGAGCGGAUCAGAUCACCAGGUUAAUACGGGUGCUUGGCGAAGACAUGGCAUACAUCUGUUCGACUAAAUAUGGUGCGUACAGCGUGCAGGCACUGCUGAACGUGAAGAAAUUAACAAAGGAGAGCAAACAAAACAUCAUUGCAUCGUUGGAACGGAAUGCUUUGAACCUGUUUCUUCAUCCUAUCGGUAAUUACACGGUGCAAAAAACGAUUGAUUAUGAUCCUGAGUUCCUCAAAAAUUUUAUUGCUCGGAAUAUGAGCACGAUUUUAGGUGAUCACCUGGGCGUGAAGGUGUAUAAGAAGUGCAUUGCCCGACUUAACAUGAGUAAGGAGUGGAUUAGCGAGCAGGAAAGUAGAAUAGACGUGGCAAUGAGGCAAAGACAGCAGGACAAGCCUAAUAAAUAA
Messenger RNA from Vavraia culicis subsp. floridensis, 1662 nucleotides. RefSeq lists its product as uncharacterized. The transcript has a single exon. The coding region runs from base 1 to 1662 and encodes 553 amino acids. The record is from RefSeq and is a predicted model, not a curated record. Lineage: Eukaryota; Fungi; Microsporidia; Pleistophoridae. Gene Ontology annotation, molecular function: RNA binding.